CGGAUCUUCUUUCCUACCGUGGGCUCCAUAAUCAUCUCCUCCCUUGCAUGGGAAUAUUCUCAUCCAAGAGGCUCCUAAGCGGGAUCUGACACUGUUCAACUCCGAGAACUCGCUUCCACGGGCAAGCUGGUCAUACGCCUCGAAAAUCAGUCCGCGUUGGCUCACAGAAUGCUCUUAUCUGGCUCGUCGAACCAGAGAUGGAGCGCCAAGUGCCACGCUAUGGUGCGGCAGUUGGCCUUCUGUGUGCUCAGCAACUCGAUUGGGCUUUAAGCUGGCAGCUGGCCCUCGGCCCCUUGUACCUAUCGUCCCCUAUCUCCCACGUGGCCUACGAUGGCGACAUUUGUUCUCCGAUACUUGGACGAGCGUGAACCUCCUAUCGAGCAUCGUGUCCACUUGAUACCGCUCACCACUAUGGUCGACAGGAAGACAUGGAUGUGGGCCGCAUAAGGAUGUUUGUCGAUAUGAGGUGAUUGUACAAGCAUACUAAGUUAAGACCACUAAAGAAAUAACUGAUGGCCAAGUACACCGGCCUUAUCCAGAACGAGUGGAACCACUAACAUACUUCUACCGUUGCCCAAAUCACAUUGCUUUGCGCCGGCGCGGCCAGCAGCCUCAACCGCAGCUAACGCAGAUCAUUGCAGGCCCCCUGCGGCUUGAUCGCAAAACUCCGCAUUCGAUACUCACAUGGACCAUAGAAGCACAGAUAUCAACUGGCGGCGAACGGACAACACCUUUGCCUCUGCAUUAAGGCCCUUGGUGUCGAUACAUACUCUUUACCGUUACAGCCCUUAUCUCGUCAACCACUUGCGUCGAAAAGCUAGCACUAGGUUGUCUGCUGCCGAUAACGAUGGGUUCCCGACGGAACCAGAACCAUACUUCUAUAAGACACGUCCGUCAUCCCAGGAAAUCCUUCCGUCUUGCUCCUGCGGAGGUUGCUCCUGUUUCGAACCCGUGCCUUGAAGAUGGCCGACGUAGAGAAGAUCCCGGUCCAGGUUAUUGAACCAACCCUCGAUCCUCAACCAAAAUCUUCCACGAACCUCCUCGACCGCAUUAAAGGCAGUACAAAUGAUCCCGAUGCGCUUGGGAGGGAGUUGUUGCAGAAGGCUCUUGAGUUUGAUGAAGCUCAACUUGAACGAGAUGCAGUCAAAGUUCGCCGGAAGCUUGACUGGAUUGUCAUCCCUAUGAUGAUGACAACCUAUAUGCUAAGCUUCCUAGACAAGCAGACGCUCAACUAUUCGAACGCAUACGGACUUCAAGAGGAUACUCAUAUGAAAGGAAAUGACUAUUCGUGGGUCGCAUCGGCACUAUAUUUCGGGUGGCUCCUUGGUGCAUACCCAUGGAACGUCAUCCUCCAACGCUACCCCAUCGGCCGAACGAUUGGAUAUAUGCUUUUCAUCUGGGGUGCUGUCUGCAUGCUUCAAGCCGCUGUCUUUAACUUUUCUGGCUUCUUUGCUAUUCGCUUCUUCUUGGGGAUGGUGGAGGGUUGUAUAUCACCAGCUUUCGUCCUGCUGACCUCUAUGCUAUGGACGAGAGAAGAACAAGCACUCCGAACGUCCUUUUGGCUGUCGACAAACGGAGUUUCCUCGAUCCUUGGUGCCUUGCUUGCGUACGGAAGCGGCCAUGCAGCUCAUCUUGCGGUCCCCAACUGGAAGUUGAUCUAUUUGAUUGUCGGAGCUAUGACAUUCUUCUGGGGCUUCGUCAUCGUUCUCUACUUACCCGACGGAGCUCAUAACGCCAAGAUGUUGACAGAAUAUGAACGAAUGGUGGCUGUCUGGCGUGUGUCGAAGAAUCAGAUGGGCAUCAAACACCACAAAAUUGUUCGCGGCCACAUCAAGGAGGCACUGCUCGACCCAAAGACCUACCUCGUCAUACUCAUGGGUACUUGCACGGGGAUUUUGAACGGCGCCGUGGCAAACUUCUUUUCUGCUUUGAUCAAGGGCUUCGGGUUCGAUGCGCUCCGAACGACUCUGCUUCAGACGCCCGGUGGCGCCUUUGAAAUCAUUGGGUGUAUGGGCUUUGGCUGGGUGGCGACCAAGAAGAAUCUUUUGGGCAUCACCAUCAUCAUUUCAUGCCUGCCCGGAAUUGCCGGCUUGAUUGGUCUCUUGACCGUCAACAUCAAACAUCGAUAUGGGCUGGUAGCUUGUUGCUGGCUACAAAACGUCCUUGGAGCGCCUAUUAUCCUGGGAUGGACUCUGCCAGGUGUCAAUGUGGCAGGGCAUACCAAGAGAACUGCCGUCGUCGGAAUCUUCUUCGUAUUCUAUUGUGCCGGAAACAUCGCAGGCCCACACCUGUUCACACCCUCCGAAGCGCCUCGAUAUUUCACCGCUAUCAAAGGAUUACUGGGCACCUACUGCGCGCUCUGCUUCCUGCAAGUCAUCUACACGGCCUUGUGUUACUUUGACAACAGGGCGCGCGAUGCCAAGGGCCUCCACGCCGAGAGGCAGCAAGAAGAGCUGCUGGAGGGCUUUGAAGAUCUCACGGAUAAGCAGAACUUGCAUUUCAGGUACAAGAUUUGAAUGGAAGUUGACCAGUUGGGGUGAAUGGACUGAGGACCAAGCUGUGACGGUCGCGUAUCGCUGCGGCAAACAUCGAAUCCGCCUUGGCUAACAUCGGCAUCCGAGAGAGAGGUUGGUAUAUAGAGUGCAUGGAAUCGGAUAUGUGAUUUACCUCGUACGAGAAGCCUGUUCGUUGAUCCAAUUCGGCUCUUUGGUGAGUAUUUCUCGGUCGUUGGGAAGGCCCCGAUCCUACGAUAAGGAAAUGGAAUGGGUGAAGUCGAUAUUCAGAUCGGAGAUCAGGG
Cladophialophora immunda is the source of this 2797-nucleotide messenger RNA. RefSeq lists its product as uncharacterized. The transcript has 6 exons. Lineage: Eukaryota; Fungi; Ascomycota; Eurotiomycetes; Chaetothyriales; Herpotrichiellaceae. Gene Ontology annotation, molecular function: transmembrane transporter activity. Bases 963 to 2516 code for a protein of 517 amino acids. Gene Ontology annotation, biological process: transmembrane transport. Gene Ontology annotation, cellular component: membrane. The record is from RefSeq and is a predicted model, not a curated record.